Molecule: messenger RNA, 1248 nt
Organism: Aspergillus chevalieri
Lineage: Eukaryota; Fungi; Ascomycota; Eurotiomycetes; Eurotiales; Aspergillaceae
Product: glycoside hydrolase family 71 protein
Exons: 2
Coding region: 1-1248 (415 amino acids)
Biological process (GO): mating projection tip cell wall disassembly
Molecular function (GO): glucan endo-1,3-alpha-glucosidase activity
Source: RefSeq, a predicted model, not a curated record
AUGACCCCGGAGCAAUGGGAAUCAGAUAUUACAGAAGCCCAGAAAGCUCAUAUAGAUGGCUUCGCAUUGAAUGUUGGCCCCCAAGAUAGCUACACGGACGAUGUCGUCCACAAAGCGUUUGCAGCAGCAGAAAAGCUAGGCAACUUCUCACUCUUUCUCUCCUUUGACUAUGGGACUGGCGGGCCCUGGCCAGUAGAUCGGGUCAUAAAUAUGGUCAAUCAUUACAAAUGCAGCUCCGCCUAUUUCUACUACCAUAGGAAACCUUUGGUGUCGACGUUUGAAGGUACACAGAGCGUCGAUGACUGGCCGCGCAUCAAGGAUGCCACCGGUUGCGUAUUUAUUCCUACAUGGACUAGCCUCGGCCCUUCCGGGAUUACCAACACUUUUCACGUCGUUGAUGGAGCCUUCAGCUGGGAUGCUUGGCCUGUUGGGGCAGACGAUAAAGAUACCACGAGCGAUGAAGCGUGGGUGAAAGCGCUUGCUGGCAGGCCUUACAUGAUGCCUGUUUCUCCGUGGUUCUAUACCAAUCUUCCUCAGUGGCAGAAGAACUGGCUAUGGCGCGGUGAUGAUCUGUGGCACUAUCGCUGGCAGCAGAUUAUGGAGAUGCAGCCUGCUUUUGUACAGAUUAUUAGCUGGAACGAUUACGGGGAAACACACUAUAUUGGACCGAUCUACGAACCUGGUAUUCCCGAAGGAGCAGCACAUUAUGUUUCCAAUCACUCUCACGAUGCAUGGAGAGAGUUGCUACCGCAUUAUAUCGAUGUGUACAAAACACGGAACGGAACAAACGCCACGACCACGCAUCGAAUGGCCGAGACCAAUGCUUACAGCCCCAAAUACCCUGUCUCUUACGAAGAGAAAAUAAGUUACUGGUAUCGGACAAACCCGAGCACUUCCGGCAGCUCAAGCGGCACAACUGGCAACAAUCCAGCCAUGGGCCAGAAGGAGCUAAAUCCAGGUCAGGUCUCGCAGGACCGCGUUUUUGUCACCGUGCUGGUGACCGCUCCGAGUGGCGUUCAGGUCCAGAUCGGAGAUCAUGUGCCGACUGUGCUUCGUGCAUGCGCGGCCGGCAUUAAUCACUUUUCUGUCCCUUUCAAUGGGCAGACAGGGCCCGUGAAGAUGGCAAUCAUGCGGGAUGGACACGAGAUCGUCACGACCACUGGUCCUGCGAUCACGGAUCAAUGCGUGGACGGGAAGGUCAACUGGAACGCGGUGGUCGGUUCAAGUAAUGGAACCCAUACAGCUUGA